Molecule: messenger RNA, 1364 nt
Organism: Helianthus annuus (common sunflower)
Lineage: Eukaryota; Viridiplantae; Streptophyta; Magnoliopsida; Asterales; Asteraceae
Product: ATP synthase subunit a-like
Exons: 1
Coding region: 1-912 (303 amino acids)
Biological process (GO): proton motive force-driven ATP synthesis
Molecular function (GO): proton transmembrane transporter activity
Source: RefSeq, a predicted model, not a curated record
AUGAGAGUAAUAAAGGAUUAUUAUUAUUAUGUAACGAUUGAAAGAACUGUAACUGACAACGCAAUAAUUUUUUAUUAUCACCAUCACCAUUAUAAUUAUUUUUAUUAUAACUUGAGUGCUUUUGCUGAGAUGCAGACUCGGACUCAGGCACCUAGCCCGCUUGAGCAAUUUUCCAUUCUCCCAUUGAUUCCUAUGAAUAUAGGAAACUUGUAUUUCUCAUUCACAAAUUCAUCUUUGUUUAUGCUGCUAACUCUCAGUUUGGUCCUACUUCUGAUUCAUUUUGUUACUAAAAAAGGAGGAGGAAACUUAGUACCAAAUGCUUGGCAAUCCUUGGUAGAGCCUAUUUAUGAUUUCGUGCUGAACCUGGUAAACGAACAAAUAGGGGGUCUUUCAGGAAAUGUUAAACAAAAGUUUUUCCCUUGCAUCUUGGUCACUUUUACUUUUUUGUUAUUUUGUAAUCUUCAGGGUGUGAUACCUUAUAGCUUCACAGUUACAAGUCAUUUUCUCAUUACUUUAGGUCUCUCAUUUUCUAUUUUUAUUGGCAUUACUAUAGUGGGAUUUCAAAGAAACGGGCUUCAUUUUUUAAGCUUCUUAUUACCCGCUGGAGUCCCACUACCAUUAGCACCUUUUUUAGUACUCCUUGAGCUAAUUUCUUAUUGUUUUCGCGCAUUAAGCUUAGGAAUACGUUUAUUUGCUAAUAUGAUGGCCGGUCAUAGUUUAGUAAAGAUUUUAAGUGGGUUCGCUUGGACUAUGCUAUGUAUGAAUGAUCUUUUGUAUUUUAUAGGGGAUCUUGGUCCUUUAUUUAUAGUUCUUGCAUUAACCGGUCUGGAAUUAGGUGUAGCUAUAUUACAAGCUUAUGUUUUUACGAUCUUAAUCUGUAUUUACUUGAAUGAUGCUAUAAAUCUCCAUUAAAGUGGUUAUUUAUUUAUAAUUGAACAAAAGCGAGUCUGAAUGGGUAUACCUAGUCAUGGAGCAUUCCGAGUAUUUGCUUUAGGGAUCGUUCCUGCGCAUCUGCUUCCUUUAUAGCAGUUAUUGCUCUGGUUCCAGAAGGUAUAGCUCUUGCCUCGGCUUCGCCUUGGAAAUCAGAGACUGUUCCAAUUUCCUACUGAGAUAGGCAAGCGGAGGAAGAACUAGACGUAUCUUGCUAGGCAAGACAACUUAGAAUGGAUAGCUUCGCUAGGUGCCGCGCUAUCUGCUGCUGCUGGGUUGAGGAAAGACUCAUCUCAUUUUUCGUCUGAUCGUCUGCGUCUUGUGCCUAGCUUCCUACGAGCGGAGGAAAAGAAAAGCCUUUUUUCAAGUAAGUCAGGGAAGGAAGAAACUUCACUGCUCGGUAAUGGUGACCGAAGUUAUGAUCGGCAAUCUGG